This is a messenger RNA of Spathaspora passalidarum NRRL Y-27907, 921 nucleotides long. It is a transcript of the gene PPH3, whose product is annotated as phosphoprotein phosphatase PP4 catalytic subunit. Lineage: Eukaryota; Fungi; Ascomycota; Pichiomycetes; Serinales; Debaryomycetaceae. Gene Ontology annotation, molecular function: protein serine/threonine phosphatase activity. The coding region runs from base 1 to 921 and encodes 306 amino acids. Gene Ontology annotation, biological process: double-strand break repair via homologous recombination; peptidyl-serine dephosphorylation. The record is from RefSeq and is a predicted model, not a curated record. Gene Ontology annotation, cellular component: nucleus; cytoplasm. The transcript is spliced from 2 exons.
AUGUUGAAUCUAGAUGAAACAAUUGAAAAUAUCAAACACUGCAAACAUGUUCCUGAAUCAGACGUGGAAGAAUUGUGCACCAAGGUCAUAGAACUACUCAUACAGGAAGCCAACAUUCAGCAUAUUGAUACUCCUGUAACAAUAUGUGGAGAUAUCCAUGGGCAACUUCAUGAUCUUAUCACACUUUUCAAAACUGGUGGUGAAUGCCCCAAUACACAGUACCUUUUCCUUGGAGAUUUUGUAGACCGAGGCUUUUACUCGCUUGAAAGCUUUCUAUUAUUGAUGGCAUUAAAAGUGAGAUAUCCUGAUCGGAUGACUUUAAUACGGGGAAAUCAUGAAAGUAGACAAAUUACUACUGUGUAUGGAUUUUACGAUGAAUGCAUGAGAAAAUAUGGCACUGUCAAUGUAUGGCGAUAUUGUUGUGAGGUAUUUGAUUACUUAAGUCUUGGAGCAAUUGUAGGAGGGAAAGGAGGUGUUUUCUGUAUACAUGGUGGAUUGAGUCCAGAAAUAGAUACAGUAGACCAGAUAAGAAUUCUUGAUAGAAAACAAGAAGUGCCUCAUGAAGGAGGAAUGUGUGAUUUGUUAUGGUCUGAUCCUGAAGAUGUUAAUGGUUGGGCUAUCAGUCCAAGGGGAGCUGGGUUCUUGUUUGGAGAAAACGAAGUUAAUAAAUUUUUGCAUGGUAAUAAUAUAUCGCUAAUUGCAAGAGCACAUCAAUUAGUGAUGGAAGGAUACAAGGAGAUGUUCAAUAGUGGGUUGGUUACAGUUUGGUCGGCGCCUAAUUAUUGCUAUCGAUGCGGUAAUGUUGCGAGCGUAUUAGCAAUAGACGACGAACUAAAUAGAGACUAUAAGGUGUUUGAAGCGAGUACACAGGAUAUUAACGCUAUACCGUCGAAGAAACCAGCAAUUGAUUAUUUCAUAUGA